Trichoderma virens Gv29-8 is the source of this 393-nucleotide messenger RNA. RefSeq lists its product as uncharacterized. Gene Ontology annotation, biological process: translation. NCBI's taxonomy places the organism in Eukaryota, Fungi, Ascomycota, Sordariomycetes, Hypocreales, Hypocreaceae. Gene Ontology annotation, molecular function: RNA binding; structural constituent of ribosome. The transcript has 2 exons. The annotation marks the transcript as partial. Gene Ontology annotation, cellular component: ribosome; cytosol; small ribosomal subunit. The record is from RefSeq and is a predicted model, not a curated record.
AUCUUGCGUCUUCUUAACACCAAUGUUGACGGAAAGCAGAAGGUUAUGUACGCCUUGACCAAGAUCAAGGGUGUCGGUCGCCGAUACUCCAACUUGGUCUGCAAGAAGGCCGAUGUCGAUCUGAACAAGCGCGCCGGUGAGCUUACCUCCGAAGAGCUCGAGCGUAUUGUCACGAUCAUCCAAAACCCUACCCAGUACAAGAUCCCCGGCUGGUUCUUGAACAGACAACGCGACAUUGUUGACGGCAAGGACUCUCACAUCCUGGCCAACGGUGUCGACUCCAAGCUCCGUGAGGAUCUGGAGCGCCUCAAGAAGAUCCGCGCCCACCGUGGUCUCCGACACUACUGGGGUCUCCGUGUCCGUGGUCAGCACACCAAGACUACCGGUCGUCGU